This is a messenger RNA of Cylicostephanus goldi, 660 nucleotides long. The record is from the annotation of a GenBank genome assembly. Lineage: Eukaryota; Metazoa; Nematoda; Chromadorea; Rhabditida; Strongylidae.
AUGUAUGGUGGUAGGGGCGAAGGAUUAGGCGAUUUCUCGCCAGAUAACACAUCAAAUGUCGUGGCGCGUUGGCUUGGGUACAUUGGUAUCGUCUCCAUGUCAGCGAAGACACCAAAGUCGAACCGGGUUGUAUACUUGUACUCGUUUGCCAGACAUGCCGUAAUCGCAUUUGAUCACGGUGCGCCGUCACAAAUCUCGGCCGUAAAUCUAACCAUUGAAGUCGACGAUGUCAAUGACAAUGCACCUUUUUGUAUUGAGCCGAUUACUACAGUCCGAAUUCCCGAAGAUUACCCAGAUGGAGCACUUGUCGGAUGUGUCGCAGCGACCGAUCCCGACAUUGGACCAAAUGCUCGUCUUCGGUUUUCCCUAGAGCCAGAAGAGAAUGGACUAGCGCCACCAUUUAAGAUUGAUCAUCGAACUGGAUGCGUUUUUAUCCACUCACCGCAUCAACCACUAGAUUUUCAACGAAGAUCGGUAGCUGAUAAUGGAGAAGUAGUUCUUAGUACAACUUGUUCGUAUGUGGUUGAAUUGGAAGAUGUGGAUGAGAAUCUUCAUCCCCCGGAAUUCGAUGAUGUAGCGCUUGAGGCUAGCGUCUAUGACAUAUUAGUGAUUGAGCGUACCGUAUACCUACCGUAUCUCAGUAAUCGAGCAACUCUGUAG